Diachasma alloeum is the source of this 1801-nucleotide messenger RNA. Its product is annotated as zinc finger BED domain-containing protein 4-like. The record is from RefSeq and is a predicted model, not a curated record. The transcript has 5 exons. The annotation marks the transcript as partial. NCBI's taxonomy places the organism in Eukaryota, Metazoa, Arthropoda, Insecta, Hymenoptera, Braconidae. Gene Ontology annotation, molecular function: protein dimerization activity; DNA binding.
AUGGAUAAUGAUGAGAAUCGUGAAGAGGAUGUUCCAUCAGAUAACGAUGAAAAUGGGGCAGAAACAUCAAAAAAUCAAAGAAGUGUAGCUUGGAAGUAUUUCACUGAAAUGAGAAAGGACGAUAUUAAAUGUGGGAAAUGCAAUUAUUGUGAUGCCGUAAUGCAGAUAAGAAAAGGUACGACAACUCCGCUGUUCAAUCAUCUAGCAUCGGCACAUCCAGACGUUGCUAUGCUCUGUGAGGCGGAGAGGAAGAAAAGAAAGCAGGAAUCUGACCAUCACGCACAUUCGAAAAGGCAGAGGAGACAGAUGAGUCAAACAAAAAAGAAGAAAAUUGACGAACUGAUCACAGAAAUGAUUGUUCUCGAUCUCGAACCCUUCUCAGUUACUAUGCUCCUCUUGAUCGUACACACAUAUCUAGAGAUCUCCUGCCAGAACUCUAUGAAAAAACCAAAAGAGCUGUUGAGGAAGAACUCAAGAACGAUGUGGAAAAAGGAAUUAAUUGCCUAUCAUUCACCACUGAUGGCUGAAAGUCAGCAACAGGUCAUUCCUACUUNAGAACUCAAGAACGAUGUGGAAAAAGGAAUUAAUUGCCUAUCAUUCACCACUGAUGGCUGGAAGUCAGCAACAGGUCAUUCCUACUUGUCACUUACAGCUAGUUAUGUCACUUCUACUUUCGAGCUGAAGAACUUUACGUUGGGAUUAGAAAAUUUACUGAAAGAGCACACUGGACGCAACCUGAGAGAUACUUUGGAGGCCAUGCUCAGCGAAUGGGCUUUGUCUGAUUUAACUAACGUUCCAAAGUAUUUCGUGACUGACAAUGCUCGUAAUAUUACAUCAGCAAUUUCUGCAGGUGGAUGGAAUAGUGUGUACUGUUUUCCACAUACUGUCAAUCUUGCCCUUCAGGACGUUAUACAAGGCAUCCCGGAAUUGAACGAAAUGCUCACAAAGGUUCGUAGGAUAGUCACUCACUUCAAUCACUCUGAUCCCGCUAGAAGAGCAUUGAAGAAUGCUCAACUUGAAAGAGGAGUUCAAAAUCCCUUAUCGUUAGUUCAAAUGGUGGUCACGAGAUUCAACAGCGAAUACCUAAUGUUACACCGAGUUGUAGAGUUGAAACAAUCCCUCCCAGUAGCGAUUUCAAAUACUACUCUGAAAGAAACUAUUAGUGGUCUUGAAUGGAUUGAACUGGAGAGAGUAGUGAAGGUACUCGAGCCAUUGGUCAUUGCGACGGAGAAGGCUUCAGCGAAGAAGACACCCACCUAUUCCAUGAUCAUUCCAUUGAUUCGGGGAAUGAUUCAUAAAUUGGAGAAGCUCUCCGCGGACUGGAUAUCUGAGACACCAUCGCGAAGUCUAGCUGAAGGAUUGAUUGAGUCAAUCACAGCCAGAUUCCCGCAGUUGAAUGAGCAAAAAGUGGCUACAUUCCUCGAUCCCAGGUGCAAGGGGGCUCUUUUCACACAGGAAGUGCAGAAAGAAGUAGAAGAUGCGAUUUUGGAGGAGAUAGAGGAAGAGUUCGUAUGCAGUAGUCAAUCGUCAAGCAGCCAAAAGACAUUGAGCGGCAGUCAACAGUCCCAGCAGUCAAACGCAUCCGAUUUUUGGGACUUUAUCGACGUCAUCCGUGGGAAUCAGUCUACAUCAGGGGAUCAAGAGUCUGCCACACGUCAAGAGAUCGCUGGUUAUUCAUUGCUUCCACCUUUAAAGAAGGGAGACGAUCCUCUUGAUUGGUGGCGAAGUAAUUCUACAGUAUUUCCCAAUUUGGCGUUCCUGGCCCGUAGAUAUCUCAGUAUCCCCGCCUCUUCCGUCGACA